Molecule: messenger RNA, 465 nt
Organism: Acyrthosiphon pisum (pea aphid)
Lineage: Eukaryota; Metazoa; Arthropoda; Insecta; Hemiptera; Aphididae
Product: piggyBac transposable element-derived protein 4-like
Exons: 1
Coding region: 1-465 (154 amino acids)
Source: RefSeq, a predicted model, not a curated record
AUGAGUGGGGUAGAUCGUGCUGAUCAGAUGAUCAGUUACUAUUCUUGCCCUCGUAAGUCAGCAAGGUGGUAUAAAAAAGUCUUAUUUCACUUAUUAGACGUGACAAUAUGGAAUACAUUUUUUAUUUAUAAAAAACAUUUUUCUCUCAAUAAUCUGAGAUUUAAAGACUUCAGAGACUCUCUUAUUAGAAAUUUCAUACAAAUUCCUGUAGAUGCAACUUCUGAUCAAUUAUUUAAAAAAAUAAAACCCAAAAGAUCAGACAUUGUUAUACCGGAUAAUGCACACUUUCAAGUAACAAUUCCACUUCCUGAAGGUUACAAAAGAAAAAAAUACUUCAAAAACUGCGUUGUACGUUUCAAAAAGAAAGUUCGAAAACAAACUUCAUUUCAAUGCAAGACGUGUAAGGUUGGAUUAUGUGCAGGAAAAUGCUUCGAAGUUUACCAUAUAGACAAAAAUUUGGAAUAA